AUGGCACGUCUCGGUGGAAGUUGGAGUCUUCUGAAAGAUAACGUCAAUAUCCGCACCAAUAUCCGGUAAGUAUUGCGUUACGAUGAUAGAAUAAACGGACGGGUCGCGAUAAAUUCAAUUAUCUUUAUUCUUUUGUUCGGGAAAAUUUGGUUCAAUCUUCAAUUGGCCAUGUUUCUUGAUAUUCUCGAAUAAUUCUCGAACAUCAAAUGCAAUAGAUCGAGAGGACUUAACUUAAAUGAACCCUUCGAUCGAACAUCUCUGGUUAAGUACAUCUCUGGUUUUCACAAAGUUAAAUACGAUACGCGAUUCAUUUCAAAGAGAACUUAAAAGCUACUUAAAAGCACGAUGAUCUCCGAGCAACUAAAUCAUUGUAUAUGACAAGUUACCACAUCUUCCUCUGUAAAUUCGCUGAACUGUCCAAGAACACAUCGGCAGCCAAAUAAGGUCAAGGUACUCGUACCUAAUUCAUUAGAUAUCCAGUAGGCCAUAUUAAACAGCCGUGCUCAAUGCUAGCCAGAGAGACUGUUCCCAUCGAUCCGAUUGUAAAUCAAGCUGUCUCUACGUUGCACACGGCGUACAUUAAUAAACUUAAACGUGUAAAAACGCGUAACGCAGAACGUAUCCGAGCGGCGGCGCAAGAAUGUCCUUGGCGGACACGAAGGACAAGCUGUCGUCCUCGAAACCUUUUCGUGCCGCUGGACAUUACGGAAGCACCGUCAGCCUGAAGAGUCUGGCGACAGAGAGUUCCGGAAACGGCGGCACCAGCCUAAAGUGUUUGGACUGCAACGGUGGUAGCUUGAUAAAUCUGCACGAGCAGACGGAAGUGUCGCAAAUCAGGCAGAGAAGCCCGAGCUUGCCACCGAUUUACAACAAGGAUCGGCAACAAUAUCUUUGUCAGAGCCAACAACGAGAUUUCGCUGCAGAAGGACUGCAUUACCACUCCGAGAAACAUCAUCGGCUGUACGAUCGUCAUGAGAAUUCGAGGAACAAUCAUUACGGCUCGCAAGGCGAAGAACGCGAGGGAGAGACUUCCGGUUACGCCAGCGACUCCGUAGACGUGCCGGUAUCGGCGAAAGGAACAUUGUUGCCCGAUUGCAAGCCACUAGGAGCGGACAUGAGCGAGAAGACGUGGCAGAAUCCCUACCAGACAACACCCGAAAGUUCAUUGCCACCAUCGAGGAGAUUAUCUGAUGGUAGAAUAGGCGAACUCAACAGGCCAAGAUGGGGUAGCGUCUGGGGCCAGGAGAUUGCACGAGGAGAUCCACCACCACCCUCUUGGCUGUCGAGAUUAGGCCACUCCAGUCAAGUUCUAGUUAUUAAUCACGACAGUGCGAGUAGUUCGGAUAGCUCGACGGUGGGCUCAAUUGGAUCCGACAACAAGACCUAUCUUCGUGGUCAAAAUAUUCCUGUCGAUGCACAAAUCCUUCAAGAGCGAGAGGUGAAGAGACAGAAAGCUCUGGAGCUGCAGAACGCGAUCAAAAAGCAACUGGAGGAGAGGGAUCGACAAAGGAAAGAGGAAAAGGAGCGACGUAUGAGGGAGGAACGACUGGAAGAAGAACGGAUCAAACGAGAAAGGGAGAAGGAGAAGGAAAGAUUCGAGGAGGAGCAAAGAAAACUGAAAGAUCGGGAAGCGGCUAAGUUGAGGCAAGCCGAGGCGAUGCGCGAGGUUUUAGAAGCGGCGGAACGUUUAGCGAAGGAACAAAAGAAAUUUCGGCGAAAGUGUGAGAAAAAUAACGAAGAAACGCCCGCCGCGUAUUCCGCGGAUCGUGAAUCCAAUACUUCGUGUGAAAGUCAGACCGACAAGAAUUGUCCGAGCGAGAGGAGUCAACCGAAUCCAAGUUCCAACAAUGACGAUGUUAAGAACGAAACGGAAACGUUGAAUAAAGAAGAGAGUAAUAACUACAACAGUAAUAAUAAUGAAACGUACAAUGAUAAUAACAAUGAUGACAACAAUACGACGGACGAAUCGGAACAAAAUACCGACGAUACGAAAUCAGUUCAGGUUCCUGUCAGCAAGGAUGUGGCCAUUGUGUUGAGUGGCCGACUCGAAGAUUCAGAUCUGCUGAAUAAAGCGAAUCUGCAGUUAGUCAAUUUGGUGCUGACUCCAACGCCAAGAAGAUUGGAAAAUAAUUCCAACAACAAUUUGUGCGUAGGUUUGAAUAGCCUGAUGCAGAACAUAGGAUGUUCGAACCUCACUCCAAAUUCCUCUAGAAUAUCGUCGAUAAUCGUUGAGAACAGAUUACUCACUCCGAGCAAGUACAGAGCCACGAACGGUCGAGAUUUCGGCACGCAAACAGAUAUAGAAAAUGAUCAGGAUUACCCGGUGAAAGUGCAGGACUUGUCCGCUAAGGAUACUUCUAUGAAGGACCGCAAGGAUGCAACGAAUGCAAUUAAAAGGGACAUCGAAAAGUCUACUAACGUUGGAUCCGUGGAUGAAAUUCUUGUAAAGUCGUUCCCUCGGCCGAAACCUCAAGCUAGAAGGGCUAUAGAAUCCAGACCGCAGUGGAAUGCUAAUAGGCCGGGAACUCGAUAUCGUACGCAGAGUGAAAAAGAUCCUCAUUAUCAACGACGAUUGCGAAUGAGGAGGCGUCAGGUGGAGUCUAGCGAUGAACGUUCCAGGUCGCCAUCUCCCGACAGGAGAAAAUUUCUAAACAUUAAAUCGAAAAUUCGAGCGUUGAACAGGCCAAAGCUGAAGGUCGACAACUACGACGCAGAUCUCUCGAUGGAUAGCUUGAAUUCCAUCAUACCACUGAGAACUGAUAAAAAUGGAAGACUCACUAUCGAGGAUACUAGAUGCGAACAAAACGAUAAGACUCGACAGCUAGGCAACGCUCGUACAGAUAACACCGACGAUAUCAAGAAAUCAGUAAACGAAAAUUCCAAUAUCUGGUGCGGCCAAGAGAUUUUAUCGAAAUUAUCUACCUUGAAAAACGGUCUUUUAAUGAAACAGAUCGAAUGGGAUUCCGAGAGAUGCCUGAUCUCUCCCGCUGCAUCCGAGAUCUUUUAAGAGAAACCAAAGAACAAAAAGUCGCGCUUUUCGUUCGUCACGUUUUUGUUGCUUUCGUUUUUAUUUUCGUAGAAAACGAGAUCGUACAGACAACAUGUAGAUAAUGGCCUUCCAGUUGGACGAUCUUCUAAAGGAAGAUAAGAAGGAUGCAAAUUUAUUGCCUGAUUUAAGCAAGGCAACCUGUAAUUCUCAAGAAGAAUUCCGACGGCUUCUUGAAAACUGUCCUGAAUUUAAAAUUAAGCCGGAGAAGGUGAAGAAAGACGAUACAAAAGUGCGCGAUAAAGAGUUUUCUUGGAAGCCAACGAGGAAAGAAUUGAAAGCGCUUGGGAAAGAAUGGAAUUAUGGAAAUCCAGUACCUCCGGACAUGAGGGAGUUGCAUCUUGGCGAAUUGCAACAGGUUGCUAUCGACUGGAGAAUGUUAACACCGAUCAGGCCAAAGCAUCGGCAAGACGAAGAAAUGUUUUCCAGAUUGGUGGAAAUGGGCAAACUGGAAGCAAAAACAAUCGCGAAAGAACGACGAUCGAUUGUAAGCCCCAUUCGACGUACUAAAAAUCGCGCCGGUAUGAUCGAAAGUAGCGUAAAAAUUUGUGCCGAGUGUGGAGAGGAGUAUUGCUUCGGUGAAUAUUGUGGCGAUGUCAUGUACGAUUUAUUUGUGAGGGUAACCGUCACGAUUCAACAGCCGAAAGUUAAAGUAUCAGCUGACACCGAAGCGAUAAUAGCUAACAUGGAUCGUAAAAAGAAACGCAAGAGGAAGAAAAGGAUUAGAAGCAAGAAGAGAGCAUCUAGGAAAACUGGCAGACUGUUAAUUCGAAGCAAGGGAAUGAAAUCUAUGGUUAAUGACUUGGGAAGAGGAAACAGUAAAAGCAAAGUGGAGAAUGAAGGCGACUCGAAGCCUGUUAAGCCGUUCAAAAGAAAAUGCAGUAAAUAUACUAAGAAAGGAUUUCGAAAAUAAGCGUAGGAAUUAAGGAAAAUUCAUCGAUCCAUUUGCUGCAAAGAUGAGUUCAAGUCGAAUGAUGAAUGGUGAAUUCAAGUGAAACGACGCAUGUGUUUGUUUGUGUUUGUGUUUUUAACCAUAAGCAGAUUAUAAUUAGUAAAUAAUAUAUAGAUAUUGUACAAGUUUGUAUGAUGUAAAUAAUUAAAUGUAAAGGAAGUAAAAAUUAAAAGAGAACGAGAAGAUGAAGGAAUAAUCGAUGAAAAAGUAAAAUGAGAAAAAACAAGGUUCUGUAUGUUUUAUUAUUUGUCUAUAUUCUGUGGUCCCUUGAAACGUGGAAUAAACUAGUACUUCCUUGUACAAUAUUCAAAAACUGCAAUGACAAUUAAAAAUGUAGGUACAAAACACUCUAACGGGCAGGCGCAGUGAAUGGUUGCAACCAAAUGUUGGAAAAAUAUAAUUUUUAUUCCUCAUUUCCUCAUUUACCCCUUUUUGCCUUUUUUAUGAUCCAUUCUUUCUUCGCUUAUACUUCUAUCCCAAAAAAUGUCACAACCAAAAGUCAAUUAAAAGAGAAAUAUUCUAUUUUUAUGUUUUUGUACCGAUUUUUUUACAACUAUAAGAUACAUAUGUUGCAAGAAUUUAUAGAAAUUUCCAAAGUUUGCAAUAAUUGCAUAGUUCAGACAAGCGGGCGCAGUCAUUGGAAACAGAAUAUUUCUCUUGAAUUAUAUUUUUUCCAUUGAUUUUAAAAGGAAAUUCCACUUAUAUAUAUAUAUAUCGAUUUCAACAUUAAAUCGUGCGCUAUAUAUAAUAAUAAUAAUAAUAAUAAU
This is a messenger RNA of Heterotrigona itama, 4765 nucleotides long. Lineage: Eukaryota; Metazoa; Arthropoda; Insecta; Hymenoptera; Apidae. The record is from the annotation of a GenBank genome assembly.